Pseudoliparis swirei is the source of this 1966-nucleotide messenger RNA. RefSeq names its product nucleoporin 42 (gene nup42). The transcript has 7 exons. Gene Ontology annotation, molecular function: nuclear export signal receptor activity; metal ion binding. The record is from RefSeq and is a predicted model, not a curated record. Bases 66 to 1535 code for a protein of 489 amino acids. NCBI's taxonomy places the organism in Eukaryota, Metazoa, Chordata, Actinopteri, Perciformes, Liparidae. Gene Ontology annotation, cellular component: nuclear envelope.
CACGAAAACAUUGGAGGCGCGGAUCAGAAACACUUCUUUUGACCCGGGACCAGCCCGCUGCGGAGAUGCCUGUGUGCAAUUUCUUUCUUCAGGGCCGCUGUCGUUACGGCGACACAUGUUGGAAUGAGCAUCCGGCGGGAGGAGGAGGAGGUGGAGGUGGAGGAGGAGGAAGAGGAAGAGGAGGAGGAAGAGGAGGUGAAGGAUACAAUAACAACAACAACAGCAACAGCUUCAACUCUCCUGCUCAGCAGCAGCCCCGAGGAGGAGGUGGAGGGUUUGGAAACAGAGUUUGGGUGAAUCCUUCCCAGCAAAAAGUAGGCUAUGUCCAGCCAUCAUCUUUCUCCUCUCACGGAACUGAGGAAUGGGGUCAAGGAGGAAGUGGAGGAGCUGAUUGGAGUCGAGCUGUAGAUGGAGGAGGAGGGAAUGACUGGAGCAAAGGAGGAGGAGGAAGUGGCGGGAACAACUGGGGCCGAGGAGGAAGUAGCCAGAAUGACUGGGGCCGAGGAGGAGGAGCAGGAGGUGGCGGGAGAAGAGAUAACGUGAGCGUCGCUGCUCCGAACAGAUUUUCAACGCUUGGUUCUCCCACUCCCUUUGAAAGUCGAGGAAGUGGACAGCAGCUGCCAGUCGGCGAGGAAGACGAUGACAAAAAACUGGAGACCAUCCAGAUGGACAUGGAUAUUUGGGAGAAUUCGGGGCAGUGGGGCUUCUCGUGUUAUUCUAGCUUCAAGGCACCUUUAUCUGGUUUCGCUGAUGUCUCCCCAGAAGAGCUCAGGCUGGAGUAUUUAACCAGAAGCGCUUCAGGAGAGGUCCCGAUCUAUGUUAAUGCUAUCCAUGAGUUGAUCAACCGGUGGAGGAGCAGGGUCCAGGAACUGAAGGUUAUGAGUCCAGCCACCCGCACAGCUUUGCUCGCAGAGAUAAACAACCCAGCACCUCAGGCAUCUUCGAGUGGCUUUGGUUCAGCUACAGUAUUGGAAUCUGCUACAGACAGUAUGGAAAGCAAAGGCUUCGAGGCUCCAGCACCGGCUGCGUCCAGCACCUUCAGCUUCGCUGCUCCGAGCGGUGGGUUUGGUUCCCUGGCGGCGCCAGGUUUCGGCAGUGCCUCGGCAGCCCCGACACAACCUCCCUCCGGGUUGGGUUCCUCCGCUGCAGCCUCCUCGGCUCCGAACGCCUCUUCCUUCUCCUUUGCUGCGCCGUCCACCAACAAGCCAGCAGCCACUUCAGGAUUUGGCUCCGCCUCAGGGUUCAAUUUCACCUCGACACAAAACGCCACAGGAGGAGGAUUCGGGAACGGCUUCGGGGCUGCAGCACCGGCCUCGGUGGGGGGCGGCGGCAUUUUUGAACAGACAAGUGGAGGGUUUGGGAAGACGGCGGCUCCACCUGCAGCAGCAGUGGGGUCUGCCGGCGGGGCAUGGAACACUCUGUUUUCACAUGAGAGCAAUAUGACUCCAGAGGAGCUGGCCCAGUUCAAGGCGAAGAGGUUCACUCUGGGCCAGAUUCCUUUAAAGCCUCCCCCAGUUGACAUGCUGGUGGUAUGAUGCUGUUUGGAAGGAUUCCCAGGAUUUUUUAUGAUUAUUAAAAACAAAAUAUAACAUGUAUUCUGCUUAGUGCUUCUGUUUACACCUAAGUGACUAUUACAUUUGUAAAGAUCUGGCUGAUGUUUAUUCUACUAAUACUAUAGAUAAAUUCUAGCAGGGAAAACGUGCUUCAUGUCAGAUGUUUGUGUUUAUGCAACGCGUGCUUCAGGUACAAUACAUAGUACAUAUUUUUAGAUGUCGUUUGUCACAUAUACAUAGUUCUAUUUUCGAUUGAUUGACUUUCGGGAUUGUUCAGAAUCUGAAUUUUCCCCUUAUUUUUUUAGAGGCUGGUAGUAAACAGAUCAGGGGAUGAGCACGGUUUCUGAAGAUUUAUUUGCAUGAUUAUGUGAUCUAACAGCUAUUAUACAAUUAAAAAAAUGCUUUGAAUUUGA